AUGUCACUGCUCUUCCUCAGAAGAGCCAAGCCGUUAUUUGUAUCUUCUUCUCCUUCUCAUGCCACCUUCUUAUCUCCGACGCUUACGAAUCUACUAACUCGUUCGUUUCACGGUACCGGAAUAAUGUCCGAAUCAGAGAAGAAGAUCCUUACAGAGGAAGAGCUUGAGCGGAAGAAGAAGAAGGAUGAGAAGGCUAGAGAAAAGGAGGUGAAGAAGCUAAAAGCUUUGGAGAAAGCGAAGCUCGCUGAACUGAAGAAACAAGCCAAAGAUGGAACCAUUGCCUCUAAAAAGAGCACAAAGAAGAGUUCCAAACGGGAAGCAUCAGAAGAGAAUCCCGAGGAUUUUGUGGACCCUGAAACUCCUUUUGGUGAGAGGAAAAGGCUCUCGUCACAGAUGGCCAAACAAUACAGUCCUGCUGCUGUAGAGAAAUCAUGGUAUGCUUGGUGGGAAAAAUCUGACCUUUUUAAGGCGGAUGCUAAGAGUUCUAAGCCACCCUUUGUUAUUGUUCUUCCUCCUCCAAAUGUGACUGGAGCCUUGCAUAUUGGCCAUGCGCUAACAUCUGCAAUUGAGGAUACAAUCAUUCGUUGGAAGCGAAUGUCUGGGUAUAAUGCUCUGUGGGUGCCCGGGGUUGACCAUGCUGGUAUAGCUACACAGGUUGUGGUAGAGAAACAGCUCAUGCGUGAAAGAGGAAUGACUAGGCAUGACGUUGGCCGUGAAGAAUUCGUAAAUGAAGUGUGGAAAUGGAAGAACCAGAAGGGUGGCACAAUUCUAACACAACUACGGCGCCUAGGAGCUUCUCUUGAUUGGUCUCGUGAGUGCUUUACAAUGGACGAGCAAAGAUCAAAAGCUGUCACUGAGGCCUUUGUACGGUUAUACAAGGAAGGGCUUAUCUAUAGGGAUAUUCGGCUUGUUAACUGGGAUUGUGUUUUGAGAACAGCCAUAUCUGAUGUUGAGGUUGAGCAUAUCGAUAUCAAAGAGCGAACGCUACUAAACGUUCCUGGCUAUGAGAAGCCAGUAGAAUUUGGUCUUCUUACUUCAUUUGCUUACCCUCUGGAGGGAGGCUUGGGCGAGGUUGUUGUUGCCACUACAAGGGUGGAAACAAUGCUUGGGGAUACUGCCAUUGCUAUUCAUCCUGAUGAUGCAAGAUACAAGCAUCUUCAUGGGAAAUUUGCUGUGCACCCAUUUAAUGGACGGAAAUUACCAAUUAUCUGUGAUGGAAUACUUGUUGAUCCAAAGUUUGGUACUGGUUGUGUUAAGAUUACUCCUGCCCAUGACCCCAAUGACUGUGAGGUCGGAAAGCGUCACAAUCUUGAAUUUAUAAACAUAUUCACCGAUGAUGGAAAAAUCAACACAAAUGGCGGGUCUGAAUUCACAGGGAUGCCACGCUUUGCAGCACGUGAGGCAGUUGUCGAAGCUCUGAAGAAGCAGGAUCUGUACAGAGGUGCCAAAAACAAUGAAAUGAGGCUUGGACUUUGCCAAAGAACCAAUGAUGUUAUUGAGCCUAUGAUUAAGCCUCAAUGGUAUGUCAAUUGCAGCAAGAUUGGAAAGGAGGCUCUCGAUGUUGCUAUCACUGAUGAAAACAAGAAGCUCGAGUUUAUACCAAAGCAGUACACAGCAGAAUAUAGAAGAUGGCUAGAAAACAUACGUGACUGGUGUAUUUCAAGACAGCUUUGGUGGGGACACAGGAUUCCAGCAUGGUAUGCCACUCUAGAGGAAGAUCAGCUCAAGGAGAUCGGUGCGUACAAUGACCAUUGGGUUGUUGCUAGAACCGAGGAAGAAGCUCGAAAAGAGGCUGCUCAAAAAUAUUCUGGGAAGAAGUUUGAACUCACACGAGAUCAUGAUGUACUUGAUACGUGGUUUUCUUCUGGGCUCUUUCCAUUAUCUGUUCUGGGAUGGCCCGAUGAAACUGAAGACUUCAAAGCCUUCUAUCCGACAUCUGUCCUAGAAACUGGACAUGAUAUUCUCUUUUUCUGGGUUGCUCGUAUGGUUAUGAUGGGAAUGAAACUCGGUGGUGAUGUUCCUUUUAGCAAGGUUUACUUGCAUCCUAUGAUACGUGAUGCACAUGGGCGUAAGAUGUCAAAAUCUCUUGGAAAUGUUAUUGAUCCACUUGAAGUAAUAAACGGGGUAACUCUUGAGGGUCUUCAUAAGAGAUUGGAAGAGGGUAACUUGGAUCCAAGAGAGCUGGUUGUUGCCAAAGAAGGACAAAUGAAGGACUUUCCAAAAGGUAUUCCUGAAUGUGGUGCUGACGCUCUUCGGUUUGCACUCGUCUCUUACACUGCUCAGUCUGAUAAAAUAAACUUGGACAUCCUCCGAGUGGUUGGAUACCGUCAAUGGUGUAAUAAGCUGUGGAAUGCCGUCAGAUUUGCGAUGAUGAGGCUUGGCGAUGAUUAUAACCCUCCGCAGUCUCUGAGCCCUGAAACCAUGCCAUUCAGCUGCCAAUGGAUUCUCUCUGUACUGAAUAAGGCAAUAUCAAAGACAGUGGAGUCACUGAAUGCAUUUGAGUUCUCGGAUGCAGCCAACACAGUAUAUGCAUGGUGGCAAUAUCAAUUCUGUGAUGUGUACAUUGAAGCAAUCAAGCCUUAUUUUGCUGGUGACAACCCGGCGUUUGCUUCAGAGAGGGCUCAUGCACAACAUGCUCUCUGGGUUUCUCUAGAGACUGGUUUGAGACUGCUUCACCCGCUUAUGCCUUUUGUUACUGAAGAGCUAUGGCAACGGCUUCCCUCACCAAAAGACUGUGAAAGAAAGGCCUCGAUCAUGAUAUGUGACUACCCAUCUGCCAUAGAGAAUUGGACAAAUGAAAAAGUGGAGUCCGAAAUGGACACUGUAAUAGCUAGCGUGAGAUGCCUGAGGGCACUCCGGGCAGAGUUGCUGGAGAAACAGAAAAAUGAAAGGUUACCUGCUUUUGCUCUGUGUGAAAACAAUUUAACAUCCGAAAUUGUAAAAUCUCACGAAUUGGAGAUCAGAACCCUUGCAAAUCUAUCGUCCUUGGAGGUUCUGUUAAAGGGAGAACACGCAGCCCCACCUGGAUCAGUUGAGACUGUGAACGAGAACCUCAAGGUGUACCUCAAAGUAGACAGAGCCAUUAGCACCGAAGCUGAACAAGAAAAGAUCAGAAACAAGAUUGACGAACUACAAAAACAAAAGGAGAAGUUGCAGAAGAUGAUGAGCAUGUCUGGGUACGAAGAGAAGGUCCCCGCAAACAUAAAAGAAGACAACGCGACAAAGCUUGCUAAGAUUCUCCAAGAAUUCGAUUUCUUUGAGAAAGAAAAAGCUCGUCUCGUUGCAGAGACAGGAGGAAACGCAGGUAAUCAGCAGUGA
Molecule: messenger RNA, 3318 nt
Organism: Arabis nemorensis
Lineage: Eukaryota; Viridiplantae; Streptophyta; Magnoliopsida; Brassicales; Brassicaceae
Source: the annotation of a GenBank genome assembly